AUGCGUAAAGUGCCUCCCAGACUGAGGUUGAUAAAGAAAGAGGUUUCUGGAGGGCUCCAGGUGAGCUGCCUGGCGUUUGGUUUCUACCCCCGCCACAUCAACCUGACCCUGCUGAGAGACGGCCAGCCAGUGGCAGAACAGGAGCUGGCAGGUGGGGAGGUGCUGCCUAGUGGAGAUGGGACCUACCAGCUGAGGAAGAGUCUGGAGGUCAGUACUGAGGAGCUAAAGAAGAGACACAACUACACCUGUACUGCCUCUCACCUCAGUCUGGACAACAAGCUGGAUGUCAGUUGGGAGUCUGGGGCAGAGAGAGUACACCUAUCCACACUCUCAGGUCUACUGGUGAUGGUUCUGAUUGUUGUUCUAUUGGGCAUUUUCAUUUGUGUCAAAAGGAGGUGGAGAUGUAUUGCCUCCCAGUCCAAAUUUUCCAACAUUGAUGCAAAAGUGUCAGAGGAAAUUAAUCUUUCUUCAGAUUCUGAGACCUAA
This is a messenger RNA of Coregonus sp. 'balchen', 486 nucleotides long. The record is from the annotation of a GenBank genome assembly. NCBI's taxonomy places the organism in Eukaryota, Metazoa, Chordata, Actinopteri, Salmoniformes, Salmonidae.